Molecule: messenger RNA, 387 nt
Organism: Penicillium cosmopolitanum
Lineage: Eukaryota; Fungi; Ascomycota; Eurotiomycetes; Eurotiales; Aspergillaceae
Exons: 2
Coding region: 1-387 (128 amino acids)
Source: RefSeq, a predicted model, not a curated record
AUGGCCGUCGCGAGCGCCGAAUUCUCCUGCAUCAAGCCCGUCAAUCCCAUUCCUGCGGGUCCCCCUGGCGUAUGCUGCGAAAAAUUAGACCAGAACGCACUACUGGGCUUCUUAUAUACUGGGAAAACUUGUAUGUCUUCCCUGAGAAGCUAUAGCCAAGAUUGGGAUUUCAUCUGCGAAAAGAAAGGGAUAGCUGCUAAUGGGUUCGAAUUGAAGGCAUCAGAGCCAAUAAAGUGGAUGAAGCCAAGAGUGGAAAGACAACCUAUAGCUCUUGUCAAGAUGGGCGAAAAGCAGCUUGUUGUGACCCGACUCUGUGGAUAUAGCCUACUACUUGGUUAUAUUCGGGAGAAGUACCUCGUCAAGUGGAUGAUGACCAGCUCUGAUUGA